AUGACAGCCACCGCAGGCAACACCGUGUUCAGCCUCCUCCUUGUGUCUAAGGUGUGUCUGGGCGUCCUGGGGAACUGUGUCCUCUUCCUGCUGUAUGCCUACAGCUCCGUGUGCAAGCCCCAGCUCCGGAAGCUAAUUGCCAUAGUUUUAAUGCACCUGACCCUGGUCAACACCUUGACCAUCAUUUUUGAGUCCAUGCCCUUCAUCAUCUCCUCAUAUGGAGUCCUGUGUUUCUGGGAUGAUGCAACGUGUAAGGCAGUGCUGUUCCUGUUCAGGGUCAGGUGGGGACUGUCCACCUGCACUACCACCUUCUUGAGUGCCUUCCAGGCCCUAACCAUCAACCCCACCCCUGCCCAAUGGGCUUCGCUGAAAAGGCGAUCCUCUGCCUGCAUCCUCUCCUCGUUGCUAUCCUUCUGGAUCUUGAAUCCCAUCAUGUAUUUCAACAUAAUCAAAACUGUUGGAUCCAAUUGCAAUUACACCAUCAUAAGCCUGGGAUUUUCUCAUCCCUACUGUCAAACGAAGUUUGGAAGAGGCAAGCCAACACCCAUUAUCAGCUCCAUUGUGCUGCGAGAUGCUCUGUUCCUGGUCCUCAUGGUGGCCCCCAGCCUCUAUAUGUUGAUGCUCCUCUACCCUCACCGCUGCAGAGCCCGGCACCUCCACAGUCCCAGCCUUGCCUCCAAGCCUGUGCCUGAGAACACAGCCACCCACACCAUCCUGCUGCUGGUCAGCUGCUUCGUGUUCUUCUAUUGCUCCAACAACAUCAUUAUUGUAUAUUCCUUGGACACGCUGGAGAAAUUGAACAAAUCCAAGGGUGUGCUUGUGAUGUUGUCCUUCAGCUACCCCACUCUCUGCCCAUUCUUGCUCAUGAAGAAUAACAGAAUGGUUUCACGAUGGAUCACUCACUCAGGCUAUACCAAGAAUGAUCCAUUGUAA
Messenger RNA from Dipodomys spectabilis (banner-tailed kangaroo rat), 933 nucleotides. Its product is annotated as vomeronasal type-1 receptor 90-like. Gene Ontology annotation, biological process: G protein-coupled receptor signaling pathway. Lineage: Eukaryota; Metazoa; Chordata; Mammalia; Rodentia; Heteromyidae. Bases 1 to 933 code for a protein of 310 amino acids. Gene Ontology annotation, molecular function: pheromone receptor activity. Gene Ontology annotation, cellular component: membrane. The transcript has a single exon. The record is from RefSeq and is a predicted model, not a curated record.